UUUCUAGGAAAGCCCGGAGACCAGGUUUGAAAGAAACUUUUGGACUGUGAAUUGAGGCAUUGGACUCGAGAUGGCCUCGCCAGCAGACAGCUGCAUCCAGUUCACCCGCCACGCGAGCGAUGUCCUCCUCAAUCUCAACCGCCUUAGAAGCCGGGAUAUCCUGACCGACGUUGUCAUCAUCGUGAACCGGGAACAGUUCAGAGCCCACAAAACAGUCCUGAUGGCCUGCAGUGGUCUCUUCUACAGCAUUUUCACUGACCAGCUCAAGUGCAACUUGAAUGUCAUCAACCUGGACCCGGAAAUUAACCCUGAGGGGUUUUGCAUCCUCUUGGACUUCAUGUAUACAUCCCGCCUGAACUUGAGGGAGAACAAUAUCAUGGCCGUGAUGGCCACAGCGCUGUACCUGCAGAUGGAGCACGUGGUUGAUACCUGCCGAAGGUUUGUCAAGUCUAGUGAAGCGGAGAUGGUGUCUGCUGUGAAGACCCCAAGGGAAGAGUUUUUGGCUGGACGGAUGCUGAGCCACCCAGAGGUGAUGGCUUAUCGGAGCAGAGAUGUCUCAGAGAAUGGCAUGCCUCUCCAAAAUGGGUCCCUCUGCAAUGGGAGGGCCUUUGCACCUGGCUUGAUCAAUAGUUUGUCUGGAUCCCCCCUUUCCUACCAUGGAUACAGCCCUCUCCCUCUAAAUAGCUUUCUUGUGGAUGAUGAGUUGCGGGAGAUGAGGAUGCCUCUCUCCGAACUCUCAAGGGCAGGUGCGUUCCCCAAGGAGAGGAUCCUGCCAUGCGACAACUCCAGGACAAUCCCCACCGAGUACAUAAGAACCAUUACCGAUAUCUCAGCCAACAUGUGCCAUGCUACCAUCUAUGCUCCGAAAGAAGGUGCUGCUGAAGAAGCCAGGAGCGACAUGCACUACAGCAUAGCCUCUGGCCCCAAACCUGUCGUCCCUUCGAUCCGGAACAAUCCCUAUUUCUCUUGCGACAAAGUGGCCAAAGAGGAGGAGCGGACCUCUUCAGAGGAUGAGAUCAGCCAGCACUUUGAGCCCACCAACACCCCCCUGGACCGCAAGGGACUCAUCAGCCCCCAGAGCCCCCAGAAGUCAGACUGUCAGCCCAACUCGCCAACCGAGUCCAGCAGCAGCAAGAACGCCCGUAUCAGUCAGAGCUCCAGCUCCCUCUUCACCAAGAGCCCCACAGACCCCAAAGCCUGCAACUGGAAGAAGUACAAAUUCAUUGUCCUCAACUCUCUCAAUCAGAGCACGAAGCAGGACAGUGCUGAUCAGAACGAGAUGGGAACCCUCUCUCCUCGCACCUACAUGCCCAUGUCCACUUGCCAGCAGUCCAUGGAGCCGGAGCAUCUCAACGUGCAAUCCCCCACCAAGAUGAGCGUGAAUGGAGAAGACUCUACUAUCCCACAGGCGAGCAGACUCAACAAUAUCGUUAACAGGUCCCGGGAUGGGUCACCUCGGAGCAGCGAAGGGCAGUCCCCGCUGUACAUGCAUUCAUCGAAGUGCAGCUCCUGUGGCUGCCAGUCCCCACAACAUGCUGAGAUGUGCCUUCAUACCCCUGGCUCAAACUUUGGAGAGGAGAUCGGGGAAACCCAGUCUGAAUACUCUGACUCCAGCUGUGAGAAUGGAGCCUUCUUCUGCAACGAGUGUGACUGCCGGUUCUCCGAGGAGGCCUCUCUCAAGAGACACUCUCUGCAAGUCCACAGUGACAAGCCCUACAAGUGUGACCGCUGCCAGGCCUCAUUCCGCUACAAGGGGAACCUUGCCAGCCACAAAACCGUCCACACAGGAGAAAAGCCGUACCGCUGCAACAUCUGCGGGGCACAGUUCAACCGGCCGGCCAACCUGAAAACCCACACACGCAUCCACUCCGGAGAGAAACCCUACAAGUGCGAGACCUGCGGGGCCAGAUUUGUCCAGGUGGCCCACCUCCGUGCUCAUGUGCUCAUUCACACCGGUGAGAAGCCGUAUCCCUGCGAGAUCUGCGGCACACGCUUCCGGCACCUGCAGACCCUCAAAAGUCACCUUCGAAUCCACACAGGAGAGAAACCGUAUCAUUGUGAGAAGUGCAACCUGCAUUUCCGCCACAAAAGCCAGCUGCGGCUUCACCUCCGGCAGAAGCACGGGGCCAUCACCAACACCAAGGUGCAGUACCGCAUCUCGGCGAGCGAGGUGCCUCCAGAGCUCCCCAAGGCCUGCUGAAGGCAGAGGAUUUCCCAGGAGGAGGUCGUCUUGGUGGGGGGAGAAGCUGUCCAAAGGAUACUUGCAACACUUUAAAAGAAAAAGAGGGGGGGGAACAAAAAAAGAAAAAAAAAUUCAUCACAUGAUGGAGUGCCUCUAAACCCAUAGUGCAGAUAGGUGGAAAAACAUUAGAAAUUUAAAAAAAAAAAUUACAAAUACACGGGUUUUAUUUUUCCCAGUUAUGUGAAACAAAAAGAAAAAUAAAAUUAUUCAGAUCUUAUUGUAUAUAAAACAUAAAAAAUAAAAAUAGUCAUUUUAAAUGUCUGUGCAGUGGAGUGUUGAUAAACUCGGGAGUCUAACCUUCACAGCCUUUGCCGUUUGAAGAUGAGGAAUGUAAUGUUGAUUUAUGGGAACAGAUUUUUUCUUUUGUAUGCAAAAUGUGUGUUCUUUUAAAGAGAAAGUACGCUAUUAAAGAGAGGGCUUUAACUUUUUUAACCAAAGGUGAAGGAAUCUAUGGCAGAGUUGUAAAUAUAUAUAGAUAUAAAUAUAUAAAUAUAUAUAUAAAAUAAAUAUAUAUAGACCUUUAAAAAAGCUAUAUUAAAAAUAUAUAAAAUGCAUUAAAGGCUCAGGUGGACUCUGCAGGCAGAAGCCACUCUGAGAAUCUUUAUUAUGAUAGAGCACUUAACAAGAUAUUUUAAAGUAUUGCAUCUGUACAAGUAAGAAAAUAUUUUGUCUAAAUGCAUCAGUGUAUUUGUAUUUUUUUGCAAGUGAAGGUUUACAAUUUACAAAAAAGUGUGUAUUAAACCAACAAAGCUGCAGAAGGAAUUUAAAAUAAUAAUAAAGUGUAAUUUUUUUUUUUUUGUUCUAGUUCUCAGUCUGUAUAUAUGUAAAAUGUGGUUUCGCACGGUGCCUUUCUUUUCAAUGGAAGUUUUCAAUGUAUGGACUAUAUUGAGCUCAGUUUCUUCAAGGUACAGCCUGAUGUUGCAAAAGGAGUUUUGGUGGAACUCUCUAUCGGGGAAUGUUUUAUUUUUUUGGUUUUGGUUUUUUUGGUCUUAUUUUACAUGCUUGUGUUAUAAACAAUCUCGGGAGACAGGGUUUGGGCUGUGUCUAAACUGCAUUAAUGCGUUCUGUAAAAUAUAGCUGUACAAAUAAAAGAAUAAAAUGAAGAAA
Gavia stellata (red-throated loon) is the source of this 3349-nucleotide messenger RNA. RefSeq names its product BCL6 transcription repressor (gene BCL6). Gene Ontology annotation, molecular function: protein binding; DNA-binding transcription factor activity, RNA polymerase II-specific; RNA polymerase II cis-regulatory region sequence-specific DNA binding. The record is from RefSeq and is a predicted model, not a curated record. Gene Ontology annotation, cellular component: nucleus. Gene Ontology annotation, biological process: regulation of transcription by RNA polymerase II. The transcript has 10 exons. Bases 71 to 2200 code for a protein of 709 amino acids. NCBI's taxonomy places the organism in Eukaryota, Metazoa, Chordata, Aves, Gaviiformes, Gaviidae.